Messenger RNA from Kickxella alabastrina, 791 nucleotides. RefSeq names its product RNA polymerase Rpb5, C-terminal domain-containing protein. Gene Ontology annotation, cellular component: RNA polymerase I complex; RNA polymerase III complex; RNA polymerase II, core complex. The coding region runs from base 77 to 703 and encodes 208 amino acids. The record is from RefSeq and is a predicted model, not a curated record. The transcript is spliced from 2 exons. Gene Ontology annotation, molecular function: DNA binding; DNA-directed RNA polymerase activity. Lineage: Eukaryota; Fungi; Kickxellomycota; Kickxellomycetes; Kickxellales; Kickxellaceae. Gene Ontology annotation, biological process: DNA-templated transcription.
UACUCAUUCAAAUCAAUCCAUUUUGUUUAUUUUUAAUAUUUUCACUGUACAAUUUCCUAACUUACAUUUCACAACAAUGGACACUGAUUCCCGAGAGAUUUCCCGUAUGUGGCGCGUCUACCGCACAGUCCACCAAAUGUGCAGAGACAGAAACUACCUUGUUGCUGCCAGCGAACUUGACAGAUCUCUCGAUGACUUCCGCGCGCAGUUCGCCCCCUCUGGCAAAGUGGACCGCACCCGCAUGACGUUUAUCGUUCAGAAGAAGCUGGACCCCUCCAUCCAGAUGUUUGUUUUCUUCCCUGACGAUGAGUCUGUCGGCAUCAAGCCCAUCAAGGAGUAUUUCCAGCGCAUGACCAAAGAGUCAGUCUUGAACGGAGUUGUUGUUUACCGCAAGAAGAUGACCUCCUCGGCGGAUAAGCUUAUGUCGCAUGUUACUGGCAAGUUCCGCUUGGAAAAAUUUGAAGAGGCCAACUUGUUGGUCAAUAUUACGGAGCAUGAGUUGGUUCCGCAGCACAAGGUUAUGUCGGACGAGCAGAAGAGGGAUAUUUUGGCUAGGUACCGCUUGAAGGAGACUCAGUUGCCCAGAAUCCUGAGCGAUGAUCCUGUAGCUAGGUACUAUGGAAUGACCAGGGGACAGGUUGUUCAGAUCAUCAGACCCUCGGAAACCGCUGGACGUUACGUUACAUACCGUAUCUGCAUGUAACAAGCAAGGAGGGGAAAUAUCAAUUAAAACAAAAUAUAAAAAUGCAAACUUGUCUUUUUGAAAUAUAUCAAGUAAAAGUAUAAAAACC